GGCGUAACAAGCGGGGGCAGCUUUGUAUAUCACGUGGAGACAAGCCCCGCCCCUCCAAUUUAAUACUUGUCAGCCUUUGAGUGUGUUCACAUUGACUUGCAGUAAGCGGCCAGGGGCUGAACGUGGCGCUCGUACGAAAGGAGUAGCGAGCUCUAUCUGACAAGGAGCCUCCCAUGGCAAUUGCAGCUGGAGGGAAUUCCCUAGCGCAAGUCUGUGAGACAGAAACAGGGGACUCCGUGAAGUGGCCGGUGCUGUGAAACACACCAAGUUGCGUUGUGUCCAGCAGAACUCCGUGUAUGACGCGCUGCACUUGCUCCUGUUUAAUUAUCUCAUGAGGGGGCAACGGCUCACUUGCCCUCCACUUGUCUUUCUGUACAAUGCCGACACUGAAAUAAAGAAUUGAGGGGAGCCUUUCCUUGGAUUGUUUUGGUCUCUUCCAUACGCUCUGCGUUGGUGUGUCCUAUGUGGCUUUAUCUGUUGCUACUGCGUCAAGCCCCGCUGACCCUCCCAGAUUAAUGAGGCAGCAGCCACCCAGUGAGUGUGAUAUGGCUCUCAGCAGGACCCUGCUGCCCUCCAUCUCAACGUUCACAGCGGGGACCCCAAGCAAGGACAAGGCACUGAGACAGGCAAGUGCAGGCAAUAGGUGGAGGGAAGAUCCAUCCCACAUGAAGAGGCAUUCUGUGCCUAACCAGUCUCGUGCUUAUGAUGGUUUGGAGAUGGAUUCUCCAGCCCUGCUGACUCGAAGGGAACCUGAGGAAUUUAAUGAGCUACUGGACUUCGAUUUUAUCUUGUCCAAUUCCCUUAUCCACCAGGAGUCCAUGGCGUUGGGUUCUUCUUCUUCAUCUUCGUCAGUCACUGCAUCCUCGCCUCCACCCCCUGCUCCACUUCCAGAUAACAUGUCUGCUCUCCCAUCUACCACUUGCAACUUUGUAUACCAGGUACGUUGUCCCCAGGAAUCAUUAGGGGGCACUCUUAUGUACAAUGCAAGGGAUCCUACCAUGCCCAGUGUCACUUUCAACCUGGCGGAUAUAAAUGAUGUUUCCCCUUCAGGGGGUUUUGUGGCUGAACUGAUGAGACCUGACUUGGACCCAGUAUUUAUGCAGCAACAACCACAAGCUAGCUUGCAAGGUAAAUUUGUUUUUAAGACAACAGUUAACAUGGGUGAUUAUGGCCAAUCCAUCAGUGUUAGAAAAAACAACUCUGGCAUAGACAGUCCCUUGUCUUAUACUACCCACCAGCUUUGCCAAAAGAUCAAGCAGGAACCUUCUUCAUCUUGCACUGCAGCAUGUCCAAUGGACGGACAAGGCCAACAGUCACAAGGCCUGCGUGAGUUUCAAGCAGGAAGGGUUCUACCAAUUAGGACUAACCAAUCUUUGUCUCCAGAAGAGCUGAUAGGCAGAGACUGUCAUUCUUCCUCUCAGACAUUAAGUCAUACGUCAUUGCCAAUACCUCCUGCCUACCACACCUCUGCCAAUUUUUCCCACUUCAGUUCAGAUCAGCCACAGGCACAGUUGCCUCCAACCCAGCUACAAUAUCAAGGUCAGUCUUAUCUAAAUAUUUUUGACGAGCCAUUAAACUUGCAACUGUUGAAACAAGAAGUGAUGUUGACUCCACCCUCUUCACCUCUAGAGCUUUUAACCACUGGGGGUUGUAUACCAGAGGAAUCUAAGCCCAAGAGGGGUCGAAAAUCCUGGCCUAGGAAAAGGACAGCUGCUCACACUUGUGAGUAUGCAGGUUGCGGAAAGACCUAUACCAAGAGUUCUCAUUUAAAGGCUCACUUACGAACUCAUACAGGUGAAAAGCCAUACCACUGUGAUUGGGAAGGGUGUGGGUGGAAAUUUGCUCGCUCAGAUGAACUGACCCGCCACUACCGAAAACACACAGGUCACAGGCCUUUCCAGUGUCAGCGAUGUGAUCGAGCUUUCUCUAGGUCUGAUCACCUUGCUUUGCACAUGAAAAGACACUUCUGAGUACUCCAGCACUAUGCCCUGUACUGCCAUGAGAUAUUCAGAGCAUGCUUUCUAUUUGGGCAAAAGGAAUAACGCAAGCACUACAAGUUAUAUAGCUGCAUUAUGGGACCACUGUUAUGUAACUUAAUGUACCAUCCAUCUUCAGAACUGGAAGAAUGCAAACUUUAAAGUGGGAUUUUGACUGGAUCUUCAAGCAUUCCUUGUUCGUUUUUAUAAAGUGACUUGAAUCACCAGACUACAACAUUGUUAGAAAUAACUGGAAUGGACAUUUUGGUUAACCAUUCAAGCUCAGAGAGCAAUGCUGGGGGGGAUUAAUGCAAUCCUUUAAGAGUAAAAUCACAGCCAAAGACUUGUAUUUUUUUUCAUUCCUAAUUUUUAACUAAUCACAAAAACAGGACAAAUGUCAGGUACAGAAUGUUGCUGGAAGGAUUUAAAAUAGUUAAUGGUGCUUACAGACUGAAGCUUUUAAUGGUACCAAAAUGAAGCCAAAGUUCUCAAACUGCUGCAUAUCUGACAAGGAAAUCUAUUUUUGUCUUCCGAUAUACAAGUAUGACCAAAGUCAGGGAUAGAAACCUGAUUUAUUUUGUUAAUAUACAUAUAUGUAUAUGCAGACAGUAUGUGACGCACUGUGGUUUCUAUGUGCAAUAAUUUGUACUAUUUCUAAAUAUGCCUUAAGCAGAACAAAAUGUUUUUCUAUAUUUGACUUUACAUAAAAAAUAUGUAAUAUAAAAUUAAGCAAACGUCUAUUUUGUAUAUUUGUAAACUAUUAAUUUUUUUUCUGUCUGUUUUUUAAUUUACAUAUUUAGUACGUUUUGAAUAAACUUAGAAAUAUUUUAUAUGGAGUGAAACAUCUGUCCUUUACAUGGCCUUAACUUUCCUUUGUGGUUUCUCUGUUUGAAGUUGUUACAUUUUUUUUACAUCUUAAUACACCAAAUUCUUUUGGACAAUAUAACAUGGGCAGUUUUGUUUUUGUGAAAGACAAAAUGAAACCGUGGAGCAAUUUAAGGCAAACUAUUUUAGCAAGGCUAGCAUCACAUGCUCCCAUCCCUUAGACUAUAUUCACCAACCUAUUAAAAUGAUUUUAACAGAGACAUCAAUGAUGUGUUACUGUCAACCCACCAGCAAUCCAGCCCUAUGCGUUGGACAGUGACUGGAGAAGUGCCUCUGUUAAAAGUUUUUAUAUUUACAGUAUGCAAUACAGACAGAAUUACUUUUUACAGUCCGUAAUGACAAAAUGAAUUCUCUCUAUAAAAGGAACCAUUUUUAUAAAACCUUAUUUUUUUCAAAGUUUCUAUUUGUCAGGACACUUGUCAAUAAUAUAUAACAUUCAACGUUGCUUUUAUAUUAUUACAGGGUAUUUCUUAAUGCCAUAGAUAACUCUGUUGCCUAGAGAACAUUGACUAUAGUCUCUUUCUGUUAAAGGGCACAGACAAAAUGUUAACAGGAAUUUUGGCAUGAUAGUAAUGAUUUCAUUGCUUAACUGAACUGUCUAAAUACAUGUGCAACUUGCUGCAGUUACUGCUGAUGUUGCAUAUAGUUUUAGGCUUUGUUUUAGUCCGUUUACAUUCAAAUAAUAAAAAGUUAAUGAAAGCUAAAGUGCCAAAAACAACUGAGUGCCUUCAUCUUUACAAAUGAUGUUUAUACAAAUGUAUAAUUAUGUCACCAUGUUCCAGUGUUAACAUUCGUGUAUUGUUUUCCAUAAAAUGUAUGGAUAAAAAAUCUUGGUGAAUUAAAAAUCUAAAAAGAAUUAGAUUUAUAGUGGGUCACAAACUUCUUAUUGGUGUUAGUAGUUUUAUUUUCAGGGUUGUAUAUCAGUUUCUCUGUUGAGUAAUUAUUUUGCUGUGUCACAGUACAUCACCAUUUACUGCACCAUUUUGUUUGAGCCAGCACUAAAGUAUAAAUGAUGUUUUAGAGCAAAGUGUUCCAAACACUUUGCUCUGAGACUUCACAUACUUAUCAUAGGCAACAACUAUUUGAAAUGGCACUGCCAAAAUAUUACAGAUGGCAGUUUGCAUAUGCAUUUGCAAGUGAUUAAUGUUGAUGCAUUCCACUAUCUCAGUCUGCCCUAUGAAUUUUUUACCCAUGGGUGCAGAUAUUACUGCUGAAUGCAUAGGAUUGUGGGAUAUGUAAUGUAUAAAGAAAAUGCAACUGAUCUUCCCAAAAUUGCUUCAAACGUACAAAAAAGGGGGAUUUUUUCAAUGUACGUUCCCAGUAACGUUUUUUACAAAGAGCAUAUAUUUCAAAAAGAAGGGGUUCAGAUACAAGUUUAUGAUCACAAUAUUCAAAGUGACCGCACCCAUGCCAGGCUGUACUGAUCAGCCUUUGAGAUCAAUACUUUGGUCAGAAGAUACUUUUUCCAAGAUAAAACAAAUACGCUGAGGUGAGAACUUAUGAAAGAAGUUACCAGUGGAAAAUAGGACCACCAUGCGGGAUUAAGCUUAAUAGGGUCUAGUGGUUUUGAAACAUAAUGAUUAUAAACUUGUAAAUAAAAAUCCUUCUUUUUAAAAAUGUAUGCAGGUGCAAAGGAAAAACCAGUGUUAUGAAACUGAUUUAUAUGGGCGAGUCCUCAUAGGUACUAUUUGUCCUUAUAGGUGCUUCUUGUUUCAAAAAUGAACACCGUGAGAAACAAUCAUAAACUUCUGUUGCUCCUUGCUCUUUUUUUUCCAAGAUACAGAUUUACGGCACAUAAUACUGAUUUUUGAAGCUUUAUCUCCAGGGCCAACAUUUAGGAUCACUAGCAAAACAGUCAGGCUGCCACUUGUAAUUGAAUGGAAAGUUAAUUGUUGUAACUGAAUGCAAACUACACUCCAUAUGAUUAAGCUAAAACUUUCAUCUGCUGUUGUUUUCAUUUGUACCGCCAUUCUAUUUGUUCAGAUUGAUUUGUAAAGCUGCUAUAUUUCAGAAACACAUCCAAUAAAUAUUUAAAGCCAAAGAUGAAAAAAAGAAAUAA
Messenger RNA from Xenopus laevis (African clawed frog), 4920 nucleotides. RefSeq names its product Kruppel-like factor 4 (gut) L homeolog (gene klf4.L). The record is from RefSeq and is a predicted model, not a curated record. Gene Ontology annotation, cellular component: nucleus. The transcript is spliced from 4 exons. Bases 516 to 1970 code for a protein of 484 amino acids. Gene Ontology annotation, biological process: positive regulation of DNA-templated transcription; regulation of transcription by RNA polymerase II. Lineage: Eukaryota; Metazoa; Chordata; Amphibia; Anura; Pipidae. Gene Ontology annotation, molecular function: RNA polymerase II cis-regulatory region sequence-specific DNA binding; DNA-binding transcription factor activity, RNA polymerase II-specific.